AUGGUCAAAUCCAACAGCACCGGUGAUGUGGCCGUGGCCGUGCCCGUCAACACGAAGGAGCAACAGCCUCGCACCGCUACGGGCUCCCUCGUUGAGUUGCCAUUCAAGAAAGUUGUCGUCCAUCCACUGGUGCUUCUCUCAGUUGUGGAUCACUUUAAUCGCAUGGGCAAAAUUGGAAACCAGAAACGCGUUGUCGGCAUUCUUCUGGGCUGCUUGAAGGGAAACCGCACUUUGGAUAUCUCCAAUAGUUUUGCUGUGCCUUUUGAUGAAGAUGAGCGGGACAAGUCGGUCUGGUUUUUGGAUCACGAUUACCUGGAGAAUAUGUAUGCCAUGUUCAAGAAGGUCAAUGCUAAGGAGCGCAUUGUUGGCUGGUACCACACCGGACCUAAACUUCACCAGAAUGACAUUGCAAUCAACGAACUAGUUCGCAAAUACUGUCCCAGCUCUGUUUUGGUCAUCAUUGAUGCCAAGCCCAAGGACAUUGGCCUGCCCACCGAAGCGUACUUUGCUGUUGAGGAAGUUCAUGAUGAUGGUACUCCCACCUCUAAGACCUUUGAACACUUGCUCAGCGAGAUUGGAGCCGAGGAAGCCGAAGAGGUUGGCGUUGAGCACUUACUCCGCGACAUUAAGGACACCACUCUCGGAUCCCUGUCACAGCUUGUCACCAAUCAACUUCUUGGCCUUAAGGGCUUAAACGUUCAAAUACAGGCGAUCAAGAACUACUUGGAGGCUGUACUGGCUGACAAAUUGCCGAUGAAUCACACCAUCAUCUACUUGCUGCAGGAUAUCUUCAACCUGUUGCCCGAUGUGACGAGCGAGAACUUCGUCAAUUCAUCUUUUAUCAAAACCAAUGAUCAAAUGCUCGUCGUCUACCUGGCCUCGCUGGUGCGAUCUGUCAUUGCGCUGCAUAAUUUGAUCAACAACAAAAUCGCUAACCGCGACGCCGAAAAGAAAGAGUCCCAAAAGGACACGAAGAAGGAGACUGACAAGGAGGCCACCGAGAAGAAGGUCGACGCCAAAGACGCCGAGAAGAGCAAGGCGAAAAAGUGA
Molecule: messenger RNA, 1050 nt
Organism: Rhagoletis zephyria (snowberry fruit fly)
Lineage: Eukaryota; Metazoa; Arthropoda; Insecta; Diptera; Tephritidae
Source: RefSeq, a predicted model, not a curated record